AGAGAGCAGAAAGUUGAGGAAAUGAUGUGUAAGAGAGGAGGAAGAGGAGGAGGCUGUUCUUCAUAAGCAAGUGCAUGCCAGAGGAACACACACACACACACACACACACGAAGAAGAGCAUCGAUGCCAGAGAGAGGAAGAGGAAGUGAGUGGGUUAGAGAGAGGUGAAGACAGGGUUAAAGACAGAGGAAGACUAGUCAGAGCAUCGUGUAUCUGCUGAGGAAGAGACCAUGUCUUCACAAAAAGAGAUGAAAGACAAGAACCCCUGGAACAUGUCGGUGACCGUCAUCAUCGCCGUCGUGGGCGUCAUAGCCGUGGUCGCCCUGGUGACAGUAAUGGUGGUCCAGAACAUUCCCCUCACUCAGAAGUACAAGUAUGGCAUCGUACUGGACGCCGGCUCCUCCCACACGACCGUGUUUGUCUACCAGUGGCCUGCAGAGAAGGACAACAACACGGGACGAGCCGAACAGAAGUACUCCUGCAAUGUCAAAGGUCCAGGUAUCUCCAGCUAUUCAGCGACUCCCUCGAAGGCCGGGGAGUCCCUGCGAGCGUGCAUGCAGGAGGUGGAGGAAAAUAUUCCCAGGAAAAGACAUGCUGAGACACCGCUUUACCUUGGAGCCACAGCUGGGAUGAGACUGCUGGAGAAGGCCAACAGCUCUGCAUCCGAGGAGGUCUUCAAGUCCGUCUCGGAGACCCUCCAGAAGUUCCCCUUUUCCUACCAGGGUGCCAGGAUCCUCAGCGGCCAGGAGGAGGGUGCCUUCGGCUGGGUGACGGUCAACUACUUGGAUGACCGCCUCAAGCAGGGUCUGAAGACCACGGGGGCUCUUGACCUCGGCGGGGCGUCCACCCAGAUUAGCUUUGUGUCCAAAAUAUUCCACAGCUCUGAGUCACCCGGCAACUCUGUGACCUUCCGCCUCUACGGGAACGACUACAACCUUUACACGCACAGCUUCCUGUGCUACGGGAAGGACCAAGCGCUGAGGAUGGCGCUGGCACACCAGACUCAGGCAAGUCCUCAAGCAGUAUCCGACCCGUGUUUCCACCCGGGUUACAGCGAAACAAAGGAGUACUCGACCCUCUACGACAGCCCCUGCGUGUCGGACAGGAAGCCCCAAGAAGCCCCGCUGACGUUCCAACACCGCGGCAUAGGAAAGUUCCAACAAUGCCAGGAGAUCGUACGAAACCUCUUUGACUCCAGCCAGUGUCAAUACAGCCAGUGCUCCUUCAACGGGGUCUACCAGCCUACCCUGCAGGGGAUGUUCGGGGCCUUCUCCGCCUACUACUACACCAUGAGCUUCCUCAACCUCACCGACACGUCCGUCACUCUGGAUACAGCCAAGGAGAGGAUAGCAAACUUCUGCGCUACGCCUUGGGAGCAGGUGAAGCAGCAGAAUCCCGGCAUCAAGUUGAAGUAUUUAGUUGGGUACUGUUUCGCUGGCACCUACCUCAUCACGCUGCUCACAGACGGAUACAACUUCACCUCAGAGACCUACUCCAGCAUCAAAUAUGUACACCAGAUAAAAGGAAGCGACGCCGGCUGGACUUUGGGCUACAUGUUGAACCUGACCAACAUGAUUCCCGCCGAGGCUCCCGAUAUGCCCCCCCUGCCCUAUGCCGGCUACGUCACCAUCGUCACAGUCAUCGCCUUGAUGCUCUUCUCCAUCUUCCUCCUCUGCGUGUAUUCCUUCAGGCCUCGCUGCACCAAGCCGCCACUGCCGUCGGCACAAAUCAUAUAAACACACACAAUCUAAAGGACAGCAUGGUGGGGUUACGCAUAAGUCUGCACAUGAACUUUAAUGUGAAUGUAAUAAUGUAUAAAUAAAAUAACAUACAUUUAUACACACAUUUUUAUCAUGGUUGGUAAAGUUGUACUUUAAUUUUUAUCCUAUUUUUAAAAAAAUAUCUCAAA
Messenger RNA from Dunckerocampus dactyliophorus (ringed pipefish), 1909 nucleotides. It is a transcript of the gene entpd1, whose product is annotated as ectonucleoside triphosphate diphosphohydrolase 1. The coding region runs from base 231 to 1736 and encodes 501 amino acids. Gene Ontology annotation, cellular component: plasma membrane. Gene Ontology annotation, molecular function: GDP phosphatase activity; UDP phosphatase activity. Gene Ontology annotation, biological process: nucleoside diphosphate catabolic process. The record is from RefSeq and is a predicted model, not a curated record. NCBI's taxonomy places the organism in Eukaryota, Metazoa, Chordata, Actinopteri, Syngnathiformes, Syngnathidae. The transcript has 10 exons.